GAGCGAGAAUCGUAUCGGUACUGAGAAAUCCUCCGUGAAUAUAGUUGCCUGACCUAUCCUUUGCUUAUUAUUACACAGUACGAAGAACAAAAGAGGUGAAGAACGAACCUCCGGACGUCAAACCUCAUCCUCAUUAAGAAGUACAGCUCCCAUCAGAGCUAACUUGAACGCCAUUCCGGCCAGCGAACCCUGGUGGUGCUUAGUAGAAAUAAUGGCGGAGGGUGUUUUGGUCAUCUAUUUACAGUUAGAGGGACGACCAUACCAUCGUUAUGAAGGCGUUGUUUUUUCUGCUUGGCGCUGCCAGGGUGGCUGUCUUCCCACUUCGUAGGCUAGGGCGGAGUUCCGGUUAACUUUAACGCGAGCCGUACCAUUCGGUGAUCCUCUGUUACGGAGCCCCUCGAUACCUGCAUCGUUCGCGUUGCAUCAUAUUGGAACCGCGUCAAGUAAAAAUAUACAGGCGACCAGGUUGUUAUCAAUGCACUCGUAUUUUAUCAGACGGCAGUGAUAAAGCUUGGACGAAGCGUUUCACCCCAUACCGUGUGGUGACUUUUGCAGCGCAACUUUUGUGCCCAGUUUCCGUCUCGACGCCGCCGACGUAUCGUUCAUUGCUCAUUCAAAAGCAGGUGCAGUAUUACAGCGGGGGAGUAUCGCGAACACGACGAAAGAGUGAUUCUCACGUCGUCGACAGAGAGCUGGACAACUGCCAGUAUAUUGUAUACCCAGGGACGCCUGCCGGCUCCGGGUGAAUGAAAGGCGGAACUAUUACGCGGAGAUGAUAGGUUCAACCCGAGAGCGCGGCAAACCCGUCUAGUUGCAACGCGCGCUGAACUGUCGUCUGCCACAGAUCAAACGUACGUGGUGCAAGUGAACGAGAGCGCUUGUCUUAAUGGACCAUGGAGGAGGUGUAAUCCGUGAGUCUACUGUCCCCGCAAGUGUGCACUGCCAUGCAUCCAUGUGUGGAGGAUUGUCGGCUGUUCUUUCUGCGGCUUUGGAUACUCUCUCGCCUGCGUAACAGACGAUGGUGGAUCCCGUUCGUUGUCGCGCUUCUUCAGGCAAUACCCGUGGUAGUCCUGCUGUUGGUGCGUAGCAUGGGUCCUGAGGGAAAAGUAGCCAAGAGGGAGGCCCAAUAUUUUCCCCCUCUUUAUCUCAACAAUGCUACCGCAGAGUCGAUGUUCCGUCGCUUGGUGUAUGCACCGUCCAAUCCUUAUACCGACUCUGUUGUGCGGCACGUCAAUGGCACGUUCCAGGGCUUACUUCUUGAACCAUUCAGUACACUUAAAGAGUUGGAGAAGAGGCUCGAAGCUCCAGACAAACACCUCGGACGAGAUAUGGCAGCGGUAUUGUUCUCCUCCUCCAGUAACGUCCACCGCCUCGAGUAUACGUUUCGUAUGGUUCCGUUUCCUCACGAUGGAACAUCACGGACUGACAAAGUCCGUUCGUCUUGGAGCGAACCUGGGCCUCGACCUAUGCUUUCCAGAGAGAAAGAGGAACUUCCUUUACUCGUGUCUAGCAUAUUCCGUGGUCACCUGGAACAUUGGGGCUAUUCCACCCCACCUGUCUUCCUGGAAAGAUUUCCUUUCCCUGAAUACUCUGCCGAUAUUUCUUUCUUGGGUAUCGUGCACUGGAUCCCAGCCCUGGUUGUGACCUGCCCCGUCAUCUUCGUUGCAUAUUUCGUCUGGGUCGCUGCAGAAGAACGUGACCUGCACCUUUAUCUGCGAGCGUUGGGCUUCGGAAUUCAGGAUAGACUUACCAGCUUCUUCAGAGGCUUCGUACCGCUCUUAUUUUAUGUGUGUCUUAUUACAACCUUACUGCACGUACCAGUUACUAAAAGAGGUGCAGCAAUACUAGGGGCAACAUCUUGGAAAGUGACCAUGCUCCUGUUACUGGUAUACUCUUGCCAACUAGCGCUCGUGGCGCUCUGCCUAACGUCGUUGAUAAGAACGCGUCGAUGGUGUAUUGGGGCAGUCCUGUUCGUCUGGUGUGGGACAUGCAUACUUCCGGCCAUCCUGCUUAGAAGAUACGUCAGCGUACAUUCCUGGAAUAAGUUACUGUCUUCCAUGUUCUUGCCGAACAUUGGCACGUUUUGGGCUUUCCGAGCAGUCAGUUCAGCAGAAGCAACUGGAAUGGGCCUAACCUUGACAUCGCCAAUGGAUAUUACGUUGCUCGGAUAUGUCGGGCUAUUGGCGGCCUCCUGUUUACUGUUCAUGGGCUAUCUUUGGUUCGUCGAGUGGCUCUAUGGUCAACGGGGUGGUUUCGUUGACUGUUUCCAGAAAAUGAGCUGCCAGAGUUUCCAAGAUGCCGUCAAAAACAGGAAGGUCAAUAAGGCAACAGAUGAAGGAGACGCAGCGGACCGAACCGGUAUCAACCUUGCGCUAUGCGACAGGGUGCCUGUCCUCCGACAGACAAGUUCGACGCGUGAAGUAUUGAUUCUAGAAGAUAUCGAAGCAAGUACACGUCAUGGGAUGCACAAUGUCAACCUGAGUGUAUUUGCGGGAAGAAUCACAGUAAUUUUGGACCAUAAUGCGUGUGGAAUAUCGGAGCUGUUCAAAAUGGUUACAGGGAGCAAGAGACCACGGAUGGGAAAAAUAAAAAGGAAAUACGAUACGCUCAGUGCGCAGCCGGAGAAAGACGAGUAUGUGCUUUCCACGCCCAUUGGAGAGCUCCUUCGCCUGUUCACACUGCUGAAGGGUUGCCCUGCGGAGGAUGCGCAAGCCAAUAUUGCGUCAGCACUUGAGCACCUAGAGUUAGACCAGUUAGACGCAGGCCAAGUUGCAGGGAAUCUUUCAUUGUGCGAGCGCAGCCGCUUGCGCGUAGCGAUCGCUGGCAUUGGGAGACCCGAAUUACUCGUCCUGAAAGAUCCAACAGCCCUCAUGACUCCGGUCGGACGCGAAGCUACAUGGAAAUAUCUACGCCAUUUACGUGAGGAGCGGACCUCAGUGUUAUUAAUGACCACGUCGCCAACCGAAGCAGAGUUCUUGGCUGAUACCUUGGCCGUUCUAGAAGGUGGCAGAAUUCAAUGUUGCGGGACAAUGCCCUUCGUACGCAAACAGUUAGAAACGGGUUAUGAAGUACGCAUAUCCAAGGGUCCAAACUGGGAACCAAGGAAGAUGAACGAUCUCAUGCAAUCAACGGGUCUUGAACGCUCCGCUACUGUCUGGUAUCGCAUCGGCGAAAAGGAGCCGCAAGAGCUGGCGGAAAUUAUGAAAACACUGGAGGGACUCGAACACGACGGUCACAUAUCUGGUUUCCUGCUGAGAGCGAGAACCCUACACGAUCAAAUUACAAAAUGGAGCUCCCUUGAUGAAACAGACUCAAGCAGCUUAACGGCUGUUCACUCAAUACCAACGUCUUUCUCGGAGAGCUCGGCGUGCACGCAACUCCUUGCCAUCCUUGAGAAGAAAUACAACAUUACUCGAAGGGGCUGGAAGUUUCCUGUCGUGACUUUUGUACUGAGCUUCAUAGUGGCGUUUCUCGUGCCCGAGGUUGUCGCAAGGUUGUUCGGUAGCGGCCACCUGAUGAUGCUUAUGACGUAUACGGCUCCCCACCGGUCCACCGUACUGUCUGCACCUCCAGGAGAACCCUUCUUAAAACAUUACUUCAACGAAAGUGUCGAAACGAGGGACAUCCCUGCAAAGGUGUUAGAAGGAGGCUUGCAAGGUUAUGCAGAUCGUUUCCAGAUGGGUGUUGCGGUCGUAAGGGACGGUGUCUUUGCCUGGUUCAACGGCGCCCUGCUUCACACGUCAAUCACGUCUCUGGUCACCAUUCAGGAUGCAAUGCUCAAAAACAUCACGCACAACGAGUCAGCUACCGUGGUCGCCAGCAACCAUCCUUUGCUGGACAGCAUGCUGUACACGCGUAACCUAUUGACGCACCGCUUCGGGUCUGCAAUGUUCAUGUGCGUUGCACUGGCAUUACUGGCAUCGAUUCCUGCUGUUCAAGUUGCGCAGGAGCGCGCCUCCAGAUUCUACGCCCUCCAAAUGUCGUCUGGGCUACGACCAGCGUUCUACUGGAUCGGCCACUUGGUGUGGGACUUGCUUCUAGGCCUGGUCUACGCCGUUAUUAUGACAAGCUUAGCGGCUGCCACUGACACGAUCGGUGACAUUCGCAAUGUCCCAGCAGUCGCUCUGUUCAUCUUGUUGUUGACGCACUCUUUGUCCGUGCUCUUUCUCGCGUACCUCAUCGCCAAGGCGCUUUCACCCCUGUGGACAUUUUUUGCCGUGUUUCUUGGUGGCUCCAUUACAGGUUGCUGUGGGAUAUGGCUCGCUACUGUCAAGGAGACAUUGGCUUUCGAAGACGGGACGACGAGCGAAGACCCUGCCAAGUGGGGUUUCCGCAUAUUGGUACCUUUCUUUGCGGCCCCAUGGGGUGCCACGAACCUGAAACUUGCCGGUGCUUUGAGGAGGGCGUGCUCAAUCCACUCUACUCUGGAGGAAGCUUGCAACGCUCUGGACCAACGUUGUUGUGAGUGGAAAUGCUUCAACGGGACAUGUCCCUUGAUGGGUCCGUGGUCCUCGACAGAAGGCGGCGUUGGAGACGAAAUUCUAAGCCUGCUAGCCGAAGGUGCUCUUUUAUGUCUACUGCUAGUCUGUAUGGUGUACUACAACUCCGAUCGCCGAAAUGAAGACGCGAGCACCGUCCUCGACGUUACCGAUCUGUGCAAGAAAUCGAAGAAUGGUUUCGAAUUGCGAAACAUAUCUCUUCGCGUGGGCCCCGGUGAAUGUCUCGGAGUCGUUGGGUCAACUGGGUCAGGGAAGUCAUCCUUCGUGGGAAUUAUUGCUGGAAACCUUGCUCCAUCACGAGGACGGGUUACAGUUACCAGGAGCAUGGGCUUUUGUCCUCAAGAAGACUGGGUACCAAAAAGUCUUUCCGCUCAAGAAGUGCUGCACUUUUUUGCGAGAAUACGAGGUGUGAAGAAUGUUGUCGAGUGCUGCAGACAUUGGCUAGAGUUAAUCGACGUUCCUGCGGAAUCCAUCUGUGGCCAACUCAGGUCAGGCGACCUCCGACUUGUGUCUGUGUGCUGUGCACUCGUGGGUCAUCCCAAACUGUCAGUGCUAGACGAGCCAUGCGCCCGUUUGGAGCCGUCCCACGUUCGACGACUGCGUCACAUACUGGAGACUCGCAAAGAAGACGUCGCAGUUGUGCUUACUUCGGAAAGGAUCAACGAUUGCCUGUCUCAGUGUUCCCGCACAACACACAUGGAUAAGGGACUCCUGAGUACAUGGGAGGAUGGAGAAAAGGAAGAAUGUGGCCAAACGCUACUUGUUCACUUCCCCAACUCUUAUACUGAAACUAAGGAACAUGUCUACCACGUGAGCCGAAGCGCUGCGAUAAGAGAGCUCAUCGAAAAACAUAGGGGCCAGAUUUUCCAUGUUGAAGACGCCACGAGUGAAAACUACUACAGAGCUCGUCACAGGGGAGUUCCCUGUAGUGCACAAAAUACAAGCAAUAUAUCUGAACCUAGGGUGGCAACAACCCUGAAGUGAGCUCCUCACAGGAAAAUGUGCUAACAUGUCGGAAUGUUGCACUUUGUCAAGGUGGUAAGAGCUGCUAAUAAGAUGAAGGCAUACCAAAACAGCAUGCGCAUCACACAUGGACAUCUACCUCGCACGUGACAAGCCCAGUGAAACUACGUUCUAUACGGCAUAUUUGUGGUUGCAACACUGUCAAUUCAAUGCUUAUUGACUGUAAAGAAAAAUUAACCUAGACAGUAUCCCACUACAAAAAGAAAAAAGGAGAAAGAAAAGAAAACAGGAUGACUUUAAUGGUUCCUGAAACCCUGCCCUGGAAUUCGAAAAUGCUGUUUUCAGUUCGAGGAAAACCCUGGAAUUUUCCACAGUCAUUGAGAACCCUUGAUUUUGCACCUUUCCUCAUUCUCGUAGAGCUGCAGUGCAAAUUCUGCUUAUCCGGAAUCGGAACUCAGUGCAGUAGGAAUCAACGGCGCUCUUCGUUGUAUUCCUCACCAUUCCUUUCUAUCCCAUGAUCUUACCAUUUGGGAAUGCUCUGAAUGCUGCUAAAUGUAGCUUAUAAAUAUUUUUGUGAAAUAUUGGAGUCGCAGCCACAAAUCGUGUUUUGCAUCCCCUAGAAAAAUGACUGCCGAGCCUUUGAAGGUCCUUUAAAAACCCUUGAAUUUUGGCCCUGCGGAAGGACAACACACUUCAUUUGGUAAUGCAUGUCCUGCCUUUUUUGGAGGCGACAACAGAAAAAAGUAUUGGGUAAAAGAAUUUCAUUUGUUUAUUCUCACGUCAAAUAUUGAGUUGCAGCAUUUUUUUUUUUCAAACAUGUCCAUGCUCAGCACUUAAUGCUGAAUGCAAACGGUAUACGUGACGGCAAUAUAGAAGAACGGAACUAGGCAUCAUUAAUGCAGCAGAUUUCAAUCUCUUUUGGGGCACACUGAGAUGGUACAGAGUAUUGACCAGACAUCUCAUCAUAAUAUGUUGCUUGAAAGACAUGAUUUAUGCAGACAUGAUCUGCAAUUCCUUUGUUGUAAAGUACUAUGUACAGUUAUUACGUGCAUCACGUUCCCUACACACAAGGUAAGGCUUGGGUUAAUUGCUCGAUACCAGAUUUGAAAUGCGGGAUUGCCCAUUUCAGUUCGCUCACAUAGCACAUUAAAGCAUACAUUUCCUGCUAUCAUAUAUGUAUAUUCUCUCUGUGUAGAUACUAUAUAUGUACGUAGGCGACCUCAUGUGGACAAGGUGACCGACCGCGUUACACAUGAGAAUUGCACGGUGGCUUGAAAGACAUUUUCACAACUAUGGGGGUGGUAUAAGCAAAUAGAAGUCUCAAUUAAUAAUUAUUAGCAAGGUUCUACGCAAACAAGCUUGGUUGUACCUAAAUAGGGCUUUAAAAUGUAACUCGAUAAAACUGUAAAUAUCCUCACAAACUUAUGACUGCUUUAGAAAACUCCACGGCAUCUAUGAAGGCAACAGUGAUAUAUAACGUCUGUUGUAAACACCUAGCACUAAACAGCAGGAUCCACUUCCGAAAUGAUACAUAAAAGGCGUGAAAAUAAAAUACACAAUGGCAGUUGUCUAUUCUUCAUCAAAUGCUUCUUCAACUUGUCUUUCUGGAAUAAAAAUAAUAAUAAUUUA
Messenger RNA from Ornithodoros turicata, 7091 nucleotides. Its product is annotated as phospholipid-transporting ATPase ABCA3-like. Bases 945 to 5483 code for a protein of 1512 amino acids. The transcript is spliced from 15 exons. The record is from RefSeq and is a predicted model, not a curated record. Lineage: Eukaryota; Metazoa; Arthropoda; Arachnida; Ixodida; Argasidae. Gene Ontology annotation, cellular component: membrane. Gene Ontology annotation, biological process: transmembrane transport. Gene Ontology annotation, molecular function: ATP hydrolysis activity; ABC-type transporter activity; ATP binding.